UGAAUAUAAAUCUCCUUUUUUCUUGACCCAACAACCCCACCAUUGUGACUAUUCUGUUCUGCCAUAUCUUGAUUAUUCCUAGUGAUCUAAGCUCUUUAUUGCCAACCUGCAAGUUUUGCUGUAAAUCUUGUAUAUACACAACUUAAAUACAUGCUGUUGGAGCUGGUGUUAAGGCGGUGCUGGCAUCAGACUUUCCCUCCUAUGGAUCCUCGUUAACUGUUUAGAUUGUACUCCCUGUUCGGUUACCUCCCGCGUCAGAUUGGGUAAUUUGCGGUCCUGCUGCCUUUUUCAUAGAGAAAGGAAGCUAUAAAAAGAAGUUUGAGAUGUGUUUGGUGUUUGUAUGUGAUGAAGAUGAGAGGGUAUUACAAAGACAGGCAGCUCCAGGGGCAUGUCCUUACUGUGGAGGGUUGGUUCAAGCCUUGGACAUGGAGAGCCAGUGGAGAUUCUGCUUUGUCCCUCUUUAUUUCAAGACUAAGCGCAGAUAUUACUGUACCCUUUGCACCAGGCGUCUCAUCAUCCAAUAAUUUUCCCUAUCAUAUGAUUAUAGCCUUCUUUUUUUUAAAAUCUUGUUUCGUUGAACUUCCAAGAAAAUAAAGAUGUAUAAUCCUUUGGCUUUUCAGGUAUAAAGGGUGUGUACGGUAUAUGUUAUCUAAGUUUUAUAAGUUUGUUUUAUGAAAGGAUGAAUCGGCUGGAAGUUGGUAGCUCAAAAUUGUUCUGGUGCAACUGACCUGCUGUUCUUGCUAUAUGAAAUUUAACCGAUUAUAUUACAUUGCUCAAGCUUUCUGCA
This is a messenger RNA of Nicotiana tabacum (common tobacco), 787 nucleotides long. Lineage: Eukaryota; Viridiplantae; Streptophyta; Magnoliopsida; Solanales; Solanaceae. The record is from RefSeq and is a predicted model, not a curated record.